Mycena citricolor is the source of this 366-nucleotide messenger RNA. NCBI's taxonomy places the organism in Eukaryota, Fungi, Basidiomycota, Agaricomycetes, Agaricales, Mycenaceae. The record is from the annotation of a GenBank genome assembly.
AUGACACCCAGAGAACUGCAGACACUUCACCUCAUGCAUCCGUGUGGAUUGCCUGCACUGCUCACACACAGGCUUCGUCCCGUCACAUCGGAUAUGUCUGUCGACGUUCGGCUCUUGGAUAGAGGCGGAACACAUCCCGUGCGCACCUCGCCCGGCACACAUCGCACGCCUGUGGAAUGUGCUUCCUCGUCCUCUCUGCAGCCGCUUUGCUCUUUGCCUUGUGCGCGCUCGAGUCGGCCGGCUUGUCUUUCGCGGGUGCCACCAACAGCUGUACACGAGCGGUAUGACUCGCCAGUCCGUGGAACGCCUGCAGAUGCGUGUCACUUGGCAGAUCCGGGUCUAUUCCGGGGCAAGGAACCCCGUUGA